AUGAAGGCUAAUGAUAGGUCAGUUGCGAGUAUGAGGCCUGCAAAAAGUUUCAACGACAAUCAGGCCCCAAUCAACAGUUUGGAUUUCAGUGCAGAUGGUUUACAAAUGAUUUCGUCUUCCGAUGACGAUUCAAUUAUUAUGUAUGAUUGUGUUAGUGGACAAAAAAGUCGAUCGGUAAACAGUAAAAAAUAUGGCGUGGAUUUGAUACAGUUCGCACAUAAUACAUCAAACGCUAUACAUUGUUCCACGAAAGUUGACGACGUUAUCCGAUAUCUGUCAUUGCAUGAUAACAAAUACAUUAGAUAUUUUCCUGGACACCAAAAAAAGGUAGUGACAUUGUGUAUGUCUCCACUAGAUGAUAUGUUUCUCUCCGGUUCUUUGGAUAAAACAAUCCGUUUAUGGGAUCUACGAAUACAAAGUUGCCAGGGUUUGAUGCAUGUGCCUUCAAGGCCUGUCGCUGCUUUUGACCCAGAAGGUUUGAUAUUUGCAGCAGGAAUCAAUUCUGACACAAUCAAAUUGUAUGACUUGCGGUCAUUUGAUAAGGGCCCAUUUACAACAUUUAAAGUGGAAAAUGAUGCAAAAGAAGACUGGACUGGUUUGAAGUUUUCUCCUGAUGGUAAAAUGAUUAUGAUUACGACGAAUGGCUCUUCUGUUACUCUUAUUGAUUCUUUUAAAGGAACACUAGUCCACGUUUUAAGAGGUCAUGAAAAUAGUAAAGGUAUUGAACUAGAUGCAACAUUCUGUGCUGACGCACAAUAUGUAUUCAGUGGUUCCACAGAUAGCAGUAUAGUAGCAUGGUCUAUAACAACUGGCCAAAGAGUUGCAAAGCUUGCAUCAGGACAUUCCCCGCUUAUCCAUAAAAUAUUAUUCAAUCCACGCUUCUUCAUGCUAGCUACGGCUUGCACAACACUAGUUAAAUUUUUUUAUGGAACAUUUGUAGACAGCAAACGUCGAUUUGGUCAACCACAAUCCAGGUCUUGUAUUCCAUAUGGAUGGGAAGAACAGACGAGUAUCGGUUAUUACAAUUAUGUGCUAGCAUCUUCGAUAUUGUGCGGCACAAACUGUGAAGUGAAAUUUCAUACCGAUAAAUAUAUAGUUUUAACGUGA
Acanthocheilonema viteae is the source of this 1107-nucleotide messenger RNA. Lineage: Eukaryota; Metazoa; Nematoda; Chromadorea; Rhabditida; Onchocercidae. The record is from the annotation of a GenBank genome assembly.